This is a messenger RNA of Penicillium soppii, 840 nucleotides long. Its product is annotated as putative extracellular SCP domain protein Pry1. Lineage: Eukaryota; Fungi; Ascomycota; Eurotiomycetes; Eurotiales; Aspergillaceae. The transcript is spliced from 2 exons. The record is from RefSeq and is a predicted model, not a curated record. Bases 1 to 840 code for a protein of 279 amino acids. Gene Ontology annotation, cellular component: extracellular region.
AUGGGACCCAAUUCCAACACCAAAAUAUGGUUGGCCAUCUUGACCCUCCUCACUCUCAUGAUCAGCGUAAGCGAUGCCGAACUCACCACCAUAGCCCUCAAAGCAGACGCAGCAGUGGAAACUGUCUGGGUUACAGUGGAGGCUACUGCACGCGCAACACCUACUGCACCAAUGCACCCAUCCUAUACAGACCCCGCCAUUCUUCAGAAAGAAGUGCUGGAAGUCUCAAACGAGUACCGCAAGAAACAUGAUGCCAAACCCCUGAUAUGGAACGACACCCUCACCCAGUACGCAAAAGCAUGGGCGGAGGCUUGUAUCUGGAAACAUUCGCACGGCGCCUUCGGCGAGAACCUAGCAUAUGGAUUCGGAAACCUUUCCGCCGCCGUCAUCGCCUGGGGCGAAGAAGGCAAGCUAUAUGAAUACGAUCCACCGAUGGGCAGCACCGAGGAAACGGGCCAUUUCACCCAGCUUGUCUGGAAGGCCUCGAAGCAGGUUGGAUGCGCCGCUUACAACUGCGGGUAUACCGAGCCGGGGAAGAAGACCGGCGACAAAGGCGAGCUACGCGCUCAGGGGUGGUAUGUUGUUUGUGAAUAUUCGCCUCAUGGGAAUAUCGUUGGGGAUGACAAUAAGUAUUUUAAAGAGAAUGUCUUGCCGAUGGAUACUAAGGUUGCUUCGGCGUUGGAGGCUUCGAAAACUGCGGCUGCGACUGCGACUGCCAAUACGGCUGGGGCUCAGGGUUCGCACACUGGUGGUGCUAUGCGGUUUGGAAUGGGCUCGACAGUGGGGGUGAUGCUUGUUGCCUUGGGGACUGUUUGUGUUGAAAUGGUGAUUUACUUCUGA